Cylicocyclus nassatus is the source of this 2709-nucleotide messenger RNA. NCBI's taxonomy places the organism in Eukaryota, Metazoa, Nematoda, Chromadorea, Rhabditida, Strongylidae. The record is from the annotation of a GenBank genome assembly.
AUGAAAGUAUAUUUGCCUUCAUAUGUGGUGUUCCCAGCGAAGAAAAAUCUAACAUUUGAUGCUCAAGUCGAAAUUGGCCUUGACAUAGCUGAAACAACUGGCAAGAUCGUGCUGAACAUGAAGGAUCUCAAAGUAAAAAGAGCUGAGCUUUUUGUGAAUGGUAGCCAUGUUGGCGUUGAGAGAAUAGUCCUGCUGAACAAGUCAGAGAUGAUCAAAAUCUUACCUACAGUUUGCCUUCAUAAAGGAGACAAAGUUGCUUUGAAGUUGACGUACACCGGAACAAUCAAAGCGAAUGUAGACGAAGGACUGCAUCAGACAGCCUAUUUUGAAAAGGAUGGGGUUGCAAAGGUAGCUGUUUCUACCCACUUGGAACCCACUCACGCUCGUAAAAUGGUGCCAUGCUUUGACGAACCUGAGUUCAAAGCUUGUUGGAAUGUAACAAUAAUUCAUCCCAGAGAGACUAAGGCAAUUUCGAAUAUGAAUGAAGAAAAAAGAACAGUGGUAGGAGAAUGGAUGAUAACUAAAUUUGCUCGAACGCCUCUUAUGUCAUCAUAUCUUCUCGCAAUCGUGGUUUCGGAAUUCGUGUACAUUCAGGAUUACACCAAAUCAGGAGUGCUGCUCCGUGUAUGGUCAAGAAAGGAAACUGUAGAGCUGGCACACUUUGCACUUCAAGCUGGAAUAAAGUGCUUGGACUUCUACGAAAAACUCCUCAACUACAAAUUUCCUCUUGAGAAAUUGGAUAUGGUAGCUUUGCCCACUUUCAAAGCAGGAGCUAUGGAAAACUGGGGUUUGAUGAUGUUCAGCGAAAGCAAUCUUCUUUACGAUAGACAUUUACAUGACCUGAAUGACAAGCUCAGGAUUGUGAGAGUCAUUGCUCACGAACUUGCGCAUCAGUGGUUUGGCAAUUUGAUAACAAUGAAAUGGUGGGAAGAUGUGUGGCUUAACGAGGGCUUCAGUACUUAUUUCGAGUUUCUUGGAGCAGAUCAAUUAAGCAAGUCGAUGAGAAUGGAGGAUUUUCGCAUAGUGGAUUCUGUAGAGCUGAGCUUGACUACAGAUUCUUCUGGAAGUCAUCCGCUUUUAUUUGCAUUAGACAGAAUUGACGAUUUGCCAAGUUUAUUUGACGAUAUAACUUACGAUAAAGGAGGCGCGAUAUUGAAGAUGGUUGCGACUGUAGUAGGACGUGAUAAUUUCCUAAAGAGCAUUCACCAUUAUAUCAACAAAUUUGCAUAUAGCACUGCUAAAACCAGGGAUUUUGAAAUUGCUUUAAAUGAAGCUAUUGGCGGACUCGAAGGUUUUACCGGCAGCCUAAAAAUGGGCGAUUUUGUAGAUCAAUGGGCGACACAGUCAGGAUAUCCGCUUGUGACGGUGGAAUCGUUCAAUGGAACUCAUGUCAAAAUAAGACAGGAACUUUUUCGAACUGACAUUACGGCUCAACCUCCCAAAAGAUACCAGUGGGAUGUACCCAUUUGGUACCGCGAUGGCUCAUCUUCAGUGAAAUUUCAAUGGCUUAAAAGAGGUGAACCCUUGUACCUCAAGUUGGCCCAACACGAGCACCCCAUCAUCAUCAAUGCCGGAAGAAAUGGCUACUACCGUCAAAACUACGACAUAGAAGGAUGGCGCAAAAUAUCAAAGCAACUCAGAGUUGACCAUAAGAAGUACAGUGCAUUCACUAGGAACGCGAUUUUGAGCGAUGCAUUCGCAGCUGCACGGAUUGGCAAAAUCCCUUAUGAAAUUGUGUUCGAGCUGCUCAAGUAUAUGGAAGCGGAGAAGGAGUAUCUUCCAUGGAGAGCAGCAAUUGAUGGGAUUUCUGAAGUGUUAAGUUACCUCAGAGACUUGCCGGAAUCAGAAUAUCUUGAACGGUUUAUGCUCAACCUGUUAGAGCCUCUCUAUCGAAACUGCAGUCUUGGCAGCAUCGCAAGCAAAUUUGAAAACGAAGGGUUUUUUGCGGAAGUGUUUUUCGAGCGGUACGUAAUAAACACUUUCUGCAAACUCGGAUCGAUUGAAUGCAAAGCAAAUUAUAGAAACCUCUUUGAAGACGAAAUCGUUGCUCCGUGUGACAGUCUUGAUGCACCUAGUCAAUGUGCUACCGUUGCUGCUCCACUUCGAGCCAGCACGUAUUGCUACGGGGUGGAAGAAGGGGGUGACACUGCUUUGGAAAAGGUGAAGCAUUUCUACAUGGGUGAGAAUGUACAAGUGGAAAAAGACCGCCUGUUGAAUGCUCUAGGAUGCCAGAAAAAAGUUCCUACGCUAAAAAAAUGGCUUCUUCACUCUCUUCUCAGUGAAAAUGUUUCAUUUUCACAUACAGAGAUUAGGAGUAUAAUAUUAAGCAUGAAACAUAAUCGAGCUGGACCGAAAGCCAUAUUCGAAUUUUUGGUUGAAAAUAGGAGCUUUAUAUGUGACAGGAAGAUGCAACAACGCGAGAAUAUUGAGCUAUUUCUUUCAUCAGCAAUACUUGCCGUGCAUUCAAAACAGCAAAUCGAGCAGCUCAUGUUGCUCGAGAAGAGUCUCAAAUGUGCAAAGGAGUUCGGGUUUGCCCAAGCAAUAACGAACGCGGAACGAAGGAUUAAAUGGUUGAACAAGCACUUGAGAGGACUGUCAAAAUUUUUGAAAAGCGCAACGCAUCCUUAAAUUUUGUUCCAAAACGUAGCACAUUUAAUUGAUGGAGUGACCCAAGUAUGAUGAUAUUAUAUUUUUGAGUUUCUUAGAGGA